Alternaria rosae is the source of this 2356-nucleotide messenger RNA. RefSeq lists its product as uncharacterized. Lineage: Eukaryota; Fungi; Ascomycota; Dothideomycetes; Pleosporales; Pleosporaceae. The record is from RefSeq and is a predicted model, not a curated record. Bases 122 to 1915 code for a protein of 597 amino acids. The transcript has a single exon.
ACACUAUUUCGUAACCUCACAAUUUAUCCCAUCUGCCCGACGCCCACGUGCCUUGCCAGAGCACUUGACUCCUCCGUCGCCACUACUGUAUACGUCGCAGCCCCCCUCAGAUUACUACACUAUGGCUUUCAUACAGCAGCACAGACCGCAGCCCGGAAGGCAGAUAUCCUACCAAGCACCAGAACCCGCGACCGAACCCGCAACUACCUCAUUACAAGCCAACAGACCUCUGGAUCAAUCAGAGGAAUGGGUCCUCUUCUCGCCGACCGCGCCUUCUGCUACCACUCGCACACACACCACUUCGACCGACCGAACCCCACGGACAGCUGGUCUGUCACGCUUCAGCGAGUUUGGCUCGCUCGAGACUGCUGCGCGGUCCGAACAAGACGACGGUGUUGGUUCAUUUCUUGGGACGGAAGAGGAGCUAGAUAGCCUCGAUGAUGGCCUACACGCGUUCCAUGAGCCAUCGGAAUAUGGUGCGCCAGUAGGCAGGCUGCAAGAGAGCGGCGAUACUGUGCUACCAACCCAUGACGGAUUGGGCGAGUUCAAGCCGAAUGCGACUAUGCAGGAACACAUGUGGCAGUUCGAGCGACAGAAGCGACGAGCACCCAGGCGGCGAUCCAGUGUGCAGCGGCACCUGUCAGUCCUCGAAGACCAUGAGGAUACGAACACGGAACACGAGAAGCGACAGCGCAUUGAAAGGUGGAGACUUGAGCAAAGUAAAGCAUUACUGGAAGAGAUUGAGAAAGAGACAAGGCGGAGGCGGCGAAUGAGCAUGGUCAGUACGGGAGCGAGUCGGGUUGAUGCGCAAAAGGAGGCAACGGGCACAAAACCGCCUACUGCACAGUCUGUGUCGGACGUGCAGAGUGAAUCUUCCGAGGAAGGCACGGAGAAUCUAUCAUUCUGGCAACGGAUAACGCGACGAGUGAUAAGGGAUCUGAUCGGUUUGGACGAAGACACACUCUCAGUCAUUUUUGGAGAGGCUUUACCUGAUGAGGCCGCCACACCUACGCCCGGAACGCCUGCCGAGUUCUCGGCAGACAAAGCUCUGCAAGACGCAGGUAUCGACGCGUCCCGGUAUUCAGAUGAUACCUGGCAGACGAAGCUGCUUGAGAGGGUAGCUCAGGAAUUGGGAACGUUGGUCAACCAGCUUUCUGAGCACCCAGGAGCUUUCUCUACAUACCAACGAACACAAUCAGUACCAGACUACGCAGGUCUUACACCCGUACUAUCAAACACGACAGUCGCAUCCGAACCCCUAUCCUCAAAAACCGCAAGCUCACAACCUACCACCACAUCUCCCGCCUCGGCCCAGUUCGCACCCACCUUUCCCGCGCAAACUUCACACACCUAUAGCGAAGCAUCAUUAUGGGGUAUUGAAGAAGAACCUACCGAGACCGAAGCCGCAACCUCAUCCCACAUCCCUCCUGCCCCAACCGCAAACAUCGCCGACGAACUAGCGCGAGAGCGCGAGUACUGGGAACGUGACAUCGACGUCAAAAUGAUCUUCAACUUCCUCAUGAAACGAUUCUCCUCGCGGCGCCCCAGUAUCCCCUCGUCUUCGCAAACCAUCCCCCCACCACAACCCCUCCGCACCGCCAGCGCUCCUUCCACAACCACAAACGACAACCUCAGCUCCGCCCGCCGAGCAGCCAUCAUCCGCCAACACCACCCUUUGGUAAACCGGACGACGACCGAUAACAGACUCCCCACGUCGUCCGCGUCUCACUCGAGGGAGUCACGGCGCUUUGCUACUUACUACGCGCCCCCAACCGGUGGCAGCAAGACUAAACUCAGGAGUAGCUCUAGUUGCGCCAGUCAGAGUACUAAGAAGAGUAAGAGAAGUGGUGGGUCAUCGAGAAACUACUGGGAUCUCGGUGGUAGCGUGGGGAGUGGGAGUGUUGUUGGCGGCUGAGGUGAGAUGGAAGAUGAGAUGAGAUGAGACAUGGAUGGAUGAGAAACGAUUAUUACCCUUUUGGCAUUAGAAUACCUUUAUGAGCAUGGCAGUCGCAAGAGCAUAGAUUAUUGGAGUUGGUUUGGAUGGCCCUUUUUACAGGGCUUGUGUCGCUUGCUUGAUAGAGCGGCGAAGGAACGGUUUCUACUCUCUCACCUUGGCUAUAAAUCGAAAUACCACUAUUAGAUAUUUCCACUUCUUUUGUAUAAAUAUAUCCUUACUCACCAUGCUUGCCUUGGAAGAGGUCUUACGCGAGUAGUCUUUGAAAGCCUGAUGUCAAGUAGGCUUCGAGAUUUUCUACUAUCACAGACGAUGUGAUGGUUAGAUUCUAUUGGAGCAGGCAAUAUGGUCAGAUGUCCUUCGAAUGACUGGAGUGAAUCAUCAUGUCGUACACAACUUCAC